Molecule: messenger RNA, 2861 nt
Organism: Gigantopelta aegis
Lineage: Eukaryota; Metazoa; Mollusca; Gastropoda; Neomphalida; Peltospiridae
Product: 5-hydroxytryptamine receptor 4-like
Exons: 1
Coding region: 659-1705 (348 amino acids)
Biological process (GO): adenylate cyclase-activating adrenergic receptor signaling pathway
Cellular component (GO): membrane
Molecular function (GO): G protein-coupled receptor activity
Source: RefSeq, a predicted model, not a curated record
GAGACCUCAAUGCAUUCCUAAGAGGUACCAAAUGAGAGACCUUGUUGAAUUUCUAGAACGUAACAAAUGUCAGACCUUGAUGUGUUCCCAAAUUACUGAACAUGACCUGAGACCAGUUCCAGAGAGGCAAACUAACGCAGGUUGUUCACGGAUUCCUUGGAUGUAACAUGCGUGACACCUUCGUGAUUUCAGACGUCAAAAGAUGUGUGAUAUGGUUGAACUCCUAUUUGGUGACAAACAUGAUACCUGAUUAAAUCUACUUCUGCGGAUAGCAAAGACUAUUUGAUAACAAUGCUGAGACCCAGUGGGACCUAGUGUUUAUUAAUACAGCUUUAAGAAAGCCACGAUGGUUAGCAGAGGCUGCCAGGUAACACCAAUGUUACCUAGUUGAAUAUAUGUCUUCAUCAACCCAGCUUUAAGGAGACCACGCUGGAUAGCAGAGGCUACUAGAUAACAACCAUGAAUCUCUUUCUUUUUUAAUCCAAAUUUAAGGAGACCACGCUGGAUAGCAGAGGCUACUAGAUAACAACCAUGAAUUUGUUUCUGUUUUUUAAUCUAAAUUUAAGGAGACCACGAUGGAUUGCAAAGGCUACCAGGUAACAACCAUGAGACCCAGCUGAAACUACCUCCUUAUUAAUCCAGCUUUGAGGAGCCCGCCAUGGAUAACAAUAACACGGACCACUGCGCUGAAGUGUUGGCCAAGUGGCCCGCACCGCCUCCGCCGCUGUCUGGUGCCUGGCAGUACCUAGUCAACGGUCUCCUUGUGCUUCUUCCUCUGCUGACUUUGCUGGGCAACAGUCUGGUCAUCCUGGUGGUCAUCCGCUUCAAACACAUGAGGACCAAGGCCCACGCCUUCAUCGUGUCCCUAGCCCUGGCUGACAUGGGCGUGGCAGUGGGCGUGAUGCCCUUCCGUGCUUACAACCACCUGCGGGAGUUCGACUGGGUGCUUCCUCGGGUCAUGUGCUCCAUCGUGAAUAUCCUGGACGUCGUCCUCAGUACCGCGUCUAUCUUGAACCUCCUAUGUCUGACCUUCGACCGUUACCUGGCUAUCUGUAGACCGUUUGUGCGGGAAAGGAUACGCCGGAGGACGGUGACGUUGAUGUUCGGUGCCUGCUGGGUUAUCCCCCUGUUGGCGUUCGUCGUGCCGAUGACGCUAAAACUGCAUCAUUCCGGAAUUAGAGAUUUCGUGUCCUGUUCCACCGGUUGUUUUAUACUCAUGAACGUGCCGUUCACGCUGUAUUCAAUGCCAAUUUCUUUCUACAUCCCAACGUUUCUUAUGGUCGGGUGUUACUGGAAAAUCUACGGAGCCGCGAGGGAGCACAGGAAGUUCAAGGACAACUUUACGACCAACCCAAGGGACAACAACUCGAAAGCCAAUCGCCAUUUUCGACAGGAUCUGAAGGCAGCCAAGACUAUCGGCAUUGUCAUGGGAUGUUACUGCGUCUGUUGGUUUCCGUUGUUUAUGAUAAAUCUAAUCGAUCCUCUGAUUGGCUACAAGGCGCCGGUAAUUUUAAACAUCCUCGCCGAUUGGCUGGGUUACACCAAUUCAAUGAUGAACCCUGUUCUUUACUAUGUCUUCAGUAACACUUUUCAGAAAGCCUACCAGCUUCUUUUCAAGUGUUGUUGGCGCACGAAGCAUUCGCAUACGUGUGCCCCACAGGCCAGUAAGAUGUUUGUGAGACAUACUGCUGAACAAGAAACAUGACAUCUGGCGUGCGAAUAAAAUGGAUGUCCUUCUUUAACUGUGUAACCCUUUUGAAUCAUUGGCCUUCUUUAACUGACGAGCAAAGAGUCUAUGAAUGAAUUAAUUCCAGUUUAAACGAGAGCAUACGUUCUGAGAUAUUUGUGUUCAUUAGGACUUGGUUUUGUUAUUCUGAACAGGUUGCGUAUACAUGUAAAUCCUUAUUGCCCUUGUUUAACAGUUUGAUUCAUUGGCCCUUUUUCACACUCUUUGACCGAUGAGCCAAGGAUCAAUGAAUGAAUUCCAGUUUAAAUGAGAGCAUACGUUCAGAGAUAUCUGUGUUCAAUAUGACUUGGUUGUGUUAUUCUAAACAGGUUGCGUAUACAUUGUUAGGGAAAAUGUUUCAAUCAAUGACCAGAACAGUUCUUGUUACAGUGGCCUUUGGUAACGACAUUGUUGUUUGUGAAAUAUUAUGUAUCAGUGACUUUAAGACUGUCGCUAACUUCUUUUUUUUAUAGAUGCCACACUACAUACAUUAUAUUAUUUUAUCAAGUACAAUGCAAGUUAUAGAUAUAUUUUUGCCAAUUAAUUUAACUUAAAAGACGCAGUCAUAUUCAGCAAUUCAUUAUAUUUAAUCAUUCAUCCUCCAAAUACACAUCAUUUGACAAGGCAUACGUUAAACGUAUACACGUCAGCGAUAUGAAAUGAACUGGGGAGGGUGCACUAUUUAGUAAUACAACACAACAAUACCACACAUACUAUAUUACACCACACCAGACCAUACAACACAACCAUACACUUUAUUGCGUCAUGUGUCAUAAAAGGAUAUAUUACCCAACAAGUAACUAGAUAGUUGGACUUUUAACAUUUCCAAUAAAGACUACAUUAGUGAAUUUUAUAGACAUUGGGAGAAAAAAAAAAAAAAUAUGUCUUGUUUGGUGCCAUAAAGGCAAGCUUCUGUUAAUGCUAAGAAAUCUUGUUUCGUUAUCGCUGUUUGUGUUUUCUUCAUCGCUGAUACAUAUCAAUAGCUUUGCCAGUAAGCUGCGCUGGACCCAUGUUGGAAUGUUCAGUGGCAUCAUCAGUCGUGUUGCUAUUUUCCUUCUAAAAUGCUGUCAAAUGUCCAUAAUUGAAAUAUUGUACGCAAAUAUAAACCUGAUUGGAAUUAAAAAUAUAUAUGCUA